Messenger RNA from Entrophospora candida, 1347 nucleotides. Lineage: Eukaryota; Fungi; Glomeromycota; Glomeromycetes; Entrophosporales; Entrophosporaceae. The record is from the annotation of a GenBank genome assembly.
AUGAAUUUUGAUGAUGAUGAUAAACUAUUAACUAGAUUUGCAGGAUUUGCAGGAAAUGUUAACAAUAUGUUGGGAGCAGGAAUAUUUUCCACGCCAGGAAUUGUUUGGCAAAAAGUUGGUUCGCCUGGCGCCGCGUUGAUCUUAUGGAUAUUAGGUGGAUUUAUAAGUAUGUGCGGAUCACUUACAUAUGUUGAGUUUGGGGUCAUCACUUUAGAAAGUGGUGGUGAAGUGGCUUUUUUUAAAAAAGCAUUCCCUAGACCCCAAAGGCUUAUGAGUCAUGUUUUCAGUUUUGUAUGGGUUAGGCCUACAUCCCUAGCAGCAGUAUUGCAAGCCUUUUCGCAAUAUUUUUUAUUUACUAUUUUACAACAUCCUAAUGAGAACGAAAAAAUCGAAAAUUUCGAAAAAUAUUGUAAUGAUGUAAGAGGAUUUCAGAAAAAAUUACAUUCAAGUGACAUCCAGAGUCUUGAUUUUUGGAUAAUAAAAGCUAUUGGUACCACUCCUACAACUCCAGACGUUGCUAGUGCUUUAAUUUCAGUAAAUACUCUUAUUAAUGCUGCCUUUAUAACAGUUUUACAGCCAGAUGAGGUAAUUAAAUUUGGGAAGGAUCCUAACGAAGUGAUAGCAGGGUUUUUUGGUAAACGGAUAUUCGGUGACAUUUUUUCAAGAGUAUUGACUUUACUUGUUUCUCUGUCGGCUUUUGGUGCAGCAUCUUCUAUGACAUGGAGUGGUUCCCGUGUCAUUGUGGCCUCUGCAAAAGACAAUCUUUUACCUUUCUUCCCCGUUUAUUUAGAACGAUUACAUCCUGAUUAUUUAACACCUUUUAAUGCUCUUUUAGCGCAAUUUAUAUGGAGUGUGAUAGUUUUCAUAGCUAUUGGUGCAUUCUCCACAGACUCAUUUAAAGUGUUAUCAGAUUUUGACAUAUAUCUUGUGUGGAUUUUUUAUUUCUGUGCUAGUGUUGGUUUGUUGUGGCUUAAAUAUAAACAACCAAAUCUCCACCGAUCAUUUACGGUUUGGUGGGGACUAACAGUCAUAUUCAUGCUUUCCGCAGUAUUUAUAAUUAUUGGAAAUACAAUGACGCCAGGUAAAACACAAUAUUCCGAUGAUACUGGUAUAUUAGGUUGCCAAGAAGAUCCAGCAAACCCACCAGAAUAUAUAAAGGUAAUCUUAAGCAUUGGAUUUAUAAUUGCCGGUGCUAUUUCUUGGUAUUUUAUGGAUUAUAGGAAUCCUCUCCCAGACCAACCAAUUCCAGAAACUCAAAAAGUAUUUAUCAUUGAAAAUGCCAAUGAAGCUUUAUUAUCAGACGAAGUUCCAUUACCAUUGAGAAACACUAAUGAUAGAACUUCUGAG